AUGGCAAUUUGUGAUGCAAAUUAUUGUUUUACAUUUAUUGAUGUUGGAGCAUUUGGAAAUUUUAGUGAUUCGUCUGUCUUCAAAAAUAGAAAAUUCUUUGAAAAACUUGAAAAUGAAACAUUAUCUAUACCUCAACCUAAACCUCUACCAGGAGAUAACGAGAAUGGUCCUUUACCUUACGUAAUUUUAGCCGACGAAGCUUUUGGAGUUUCUAAAACUAUUUUAAGACCAUAUGCUAGAACUUGUUGUGUACUUCACAACUUUGUUCGUGUAAGAGAUGGAUAUCAAUUUGCCCAUACAUUGAGUAUACAAAGUUUUGAAACUUCAAAUGAUACAAUAGAUACACAAAACAGAUCCGGCAAUACAAUCAGAGACAUGUUUGCAAAUUAUUUUUUGGCUGAUGAAGGAAAAGUCGAAUGUCAAGAUAAGAUGAUACAUUAA
This is a messenger RNA of Macrosiphum euphorbiae (potato aphid), 441 nucleotides long. The record is from the annotation of a GenBank genome assembly. NCBI's taxonomy places the organism in Eukaryota, Metazoa, Arthropoda, Insecta, Hemiptera, Aphididae.